This is a messenger RNA of Xiphophorus hellerii (green swordtail), 5705 nucleotides long. RefSeq lists its product as uncharacterized. Lineage: Eukaryota; Metazoa; Chordata; Actinopteri; Cyprinodontiformes; Poeciliidae. The coding region runs from base 2993 to 4423 and encodes 476 amino acids. Gene Ontology annotation, biological process: DNA integration. Gene Ontology annotation, molecular function: nucleic acid binding. The record is from RefSeq and is a predicted model, not a curated record. The transcript has 2 exons.
AAUGGCCAGUUUGUUCCCUAUUUAGGAUAUGUCGAGCUUACCAUCACCUUUCCAAAAGAGUUUGUUGGUUCUGAUAUUGAAAUUAACACUUUGGCCUUGGUUAUUCCUCACCUCCGCUCUGCAGCCCAUGAACAAGUGCUUAUAGGCACAAACACACUAGACGUUCUUUAUGCUGAUUACCGGAAACGUUCAUCUUUUCAGCCUUUGAUGAAUGGAUAUCAGGCUGUUCUCAAAAUACUUGAGAUACGACAAAGGGAGCUUAACUACAGCAGUCUUGGUUGUGCAGAACUAACGGGCAAGUUGCCUAGAGUUGUUCCUGCAAGACAGACCACUGUUGUUGAAGCUUCUGUUCAUGUUGAUCAAUUGAACAUUCAGAGAGAUGUCAUUCUUGAGCAACCAUCAGCUUCUUCUCUACCGAAUGGCUUACUCGUUUCAGCGAUUGCAGUAACUCUACCAAGCAAACGCUCAUGUCAUAUUCCUGUCGUACUAAGAAAUGACACCAAUCAUGAUAUAGUCAUUCCUCCCAAAACCAUUGUGGCAGAUGUUAAUGCUAUAGUACAGGUGUUACACAAAGAACACACUGUCAAUGAACCAGAUGGUUCUCAAUUUCAAGCAAAGUCUUCCCCAGAACUGAGCUUUGAUUUUGGAGAUUCACCUUUAUCCACUGAAUGGAAAAGGCGAAUAACAAAAAUGUUAAACACCAUGCCAAACGUUUUCUCUCAGAAUGACCUAGAUUUUGGCCAUACUGAUAAGGUGAAACACAGAACCAAGCUCAGCGAUGAGACGCCUUUUAAGCAAAGAGCACGUCCGAUACACCCCAACGAUGUGGAUGCUGUGAGACAACAUCUACAGGAACUCCUUGAAUCUGGAGUCAUACGGGAAUCUGAAUCCCCAUUUGCUUCCCCAAUCGUUGUGGUUCGCAAAAAGAAUGGUUCUGUUCGUCUGUGUGUGGAUUACAGAAAGCUGAAUAUGCAGACCAUUAAAGACGCCUACGCUCUUCCAAAACUGGAAGAUGCUUUCACUGCACUUGCUGGUUCUAAGUGGUUCUCCGUUUUAGACCUCAAGUCAGGCUACUAUCAGGUCGAAAUGGAAGAAGCAGACAAGCAUAAGACUGCAUUUGUGUGUCCAGUUGGAUUCUGGGAAUUUAACAGGAUGCCCCAAGGAAUAACAAAUGCGCCUUCAACUUUCCAAAGACUGAUGGAAAAGUGUGUUGGUGAUAUGAACCUAAAAGAAGUUUUAGUGUUCAUUGACGACCUGAUUAUUUUCUCAUCGUCCCUGGAAGAACAUGAACAGCGCUUGCAGCGUGUUCUUGGACGAUUGAUGACAUAUGGUUUGAAACUGGCACCAGAGAAGUGCAAAUUCUUUCAAACAUCAGUGAAAUACCUUGGUCACAUUGUUUCUGAGAGAGGAGUUGAAACUGAUCCUGAAAAAGUUGCGGCCUUAAAUACCUGGCCAAUCCCCGCAAAUCUUAAAGAACUUCAAUCCUUUUAAGGAUUUGCUGGAUACUACCGACGGUUCAUUCAAGGGUACUCUACUAUUGUAAAACCACUUAAUGAACUAACGUCUGGUUAUCCACCACUCAGAAAGCUGAACAAGAAGCAGAAGAUAAAUCCAAGUCCAGAGUAUCGCAACCCAAAGGAAUCCUUUGGUGAGCGGUGGACAUCCCAAUGUCAGAAAGCCUUUGAUGACAUAAUAGGAAAGCUAACAUCAGCUCCAGUCUUAGGAUUUGCAGACCCCCAACUUCCGUAUGUCCUACAUACAGAUGCCAGCACUGUUGGCCUUGGGGCUGCAUUAUAUCAGGUUCAAGAUGGUCAAUCUCGAGUCAUAGCUUUUGCGAGUCGAGGACUUUCAAAGAGCGAGAGGAAGUACCCGGCUCAUAAGCUUGAAUUUUUGGCCCUUAAAUGGGCAGUCACAGAAAAAUUCUCUGAUUACCUAUAUGGUACAGACUUCACAGUAGUGACUGACAGCAACCCACUGACAUAUAUUUUAACAUCCGCAAAGCUUGAUGCGACAGGGUACAGGUGGUUGUCCAGUCUUUCUACUUACUCAUUCAAUCUUCAGUACAGAGCCGGAAAGCAAAAUCUAGAUGCUGACGCACUCUCUCGCCGACCUCACGAUCCACCAAAGGAUGAUUAUGCAUCCAAGAAGGAGAGUGAGAGAAUCCGGCAGUUCACACUGUACCAUCUGAGCAAUCCUGACAAUCCAGAAACUGUUCCCAAGGAAGUGAUAAAGGCAAUUUGUGAACGUCAUAUGGUUACUUCAUCUGUAGCUGGUGUUCAAGCCACCGCUCCUGGGUUGACAUUAGUUGAAUCCCUCACUCACCAGUCCACAGCCAUUCCCGACUGCUUCCAGCAGGAACAAGUGGAUGGGUCCCCUCUGGUCCAUUCAUUUUCAGAAGAAGAGUUGAGGCAAAAACAAACAUUAGAUCCUGCUAUCAAUGCAGUCAUUGUACUCUUGGAGACUGGUGAAACUCCAUGUCCCAGCCUUAGGUUGGAACUCCCAGAACUACCUUUGUUACUCAGAGAGUUGUCGCGGUUAGAGAUCCAGAAUGGAAUUCUCUAUCGUAAGCGAAAAGACGGUCCAAAUGUCUCAUAUCAGCUUGUGCUUCCUGAGGCGCUAAGAGCUACAGCACUUAGGAGUCUUCAUCAUGAUAUGGGCCACCUUGGAGUCGAACGAACAGUAGAUUUGGCAAGAACCAGAUUUUACUGGCCGAAAAUGUACAUGACCAUAGAUAAAAUGGUUAAAGCCUGUGAGAGAUGUGUUCGUCGAAAAACACAUCCAGAAAAAGCUGCUCCACUUAUGAACAUUAAAACCUACCGACCUCUCGAACUGGUGUGCAUUGAUUUUUUAUCAAUAGAGCCAGAUCGCUCAAACACUAAAGACAUUCUAGUAAUUACUGAUCAUUUUACAAAAUAUGCAGUGGCUAUACCAACUCCAAACCAGCGAGCACAGACCAUAGCAAAGUGCCUCUGGGAAAACUUCAUUGUUCAUUAUGGUUUUCCUGAAAAGCUCCUUAGUGAUCAGGGAUUUCGAAUCAAAAACCAUAAAAGAACUCUGUGAACUCAUUGGCAUGAGGAAAGUGCGCACAACCCCUUACCAUCCUAGGGGAAAUCCGGUUGAAAGAUUCAACCGCACUCUUCUUCAAAUGCUCGGAACACUUGAUAAGUCAGAUAAACUCCGCUGGAAAGACUUUGUCAAACCUCUGGUACAUGCUUAUAAUUGUACAAAGAGUGAUGUGACUGGAUUCUCCCCGUAUGAAUUAAUGUUCGGGAGACAGCCCAGAUUACCCAUUGAUUUGAUUUUCAGAUUGCCCACCAAUGCUGCUAAGCAGACUCAUUCUCAGUAUGUUGGCAAUUUAAAAUCUCGGUUGGAAGAAAGUUACCGUAUUGCUACUAGCAAGGCAGGAAAGAACGCAAGUCGCAAUAAAGCCAGAUUUGACCGGCGAGUGAUUGAAUCAACCUUGCAGACAGGAGACCGAGUUCUCAUACGAAAUGUGAAGCUGCGUGGAAAACAUAAAUUGGCAGACAAGUGGGAGGAGGAUGUUUAUAUUGUCCUCAAGCGAGCUGGAGAAAUGCCAGUUUACACAGUUAAACCAGAAAGUAAAGAUGGACCAGUGCAAACUCUGCACAGAGACUUGCUUCUGCCAUGUGGAUUCCUGUCAGUAGCUGCAGAAACUGAAACAGUCAAGCCUUGUCGAAACAGGAGGCCCAGAACAAGACAACGUCCAGUCGUCGAGAGUGAAGAGGAGAUCAUCUCAGAUUUGGAUGAUGUACCUGAUUGGACAUUCUUCCCUCAUGUUAUGUCAAAACCUGAUGCACAUGUCGUGGUGCCUGAAACUCACAAGUUGAGUGAGCCUCCUUGUGCAGUCCGACACUCAGCAGAAACAGAGGAGUCUGAAAAUUCCCUCUCACCUGAUGCUCCAACAACUCAAUCCCUUGUAAGAGAUGGAAGUACUGGAGAUAUUCAGGGUGCAUCAAGUGUCAACUCACCUGAAAAUGUCAACUCACCUGAAAGUGUCAACUCACCUGAACAAGACAGAUUAUCCGAAGCAAACGUUUCACCUGAACUGAACUCAGUAAACAGAUCCCCUCAGUGUUUCGAUUUGCAGCAAUCUGAAGAAACUCCUCCAGAUAAUGAGAUGAGCUCAGAUGCAGCAUGCAAUGAUGGGUUUUGUGAAGUAAAUGAACCUGUCACUGCCCAGCCUGAACCUUUAAAGUUUCAGACUGAUGGACUUCAAGAUACUGAAACAUCUCUCCGUCGAUCUCAAAGAGUGCACACAAAGCCUAACAGAUUAGAUUAUGUAACACUAGGAAAUCCUCUGAUGAUGGUGGUGAAUUCUCUGUUCCAGGGUCUAAGUGAUGCAUUGACUAGCUCCUUGAAUGGUUUUGAGAAUGUAUCCCAUAAUUCCGUCAGGCAUCCUUAAGCUGUGUGACUCCAUGUCACAUUGCAGAUGCCCAGGGACGGGCAUACCCUUCAGAGGGGAGGGUGUAACCCACAUAAAGUGGGUAUGCCACUUUAAGAGAAGAGGUUAAGGAAGCUGGGUGGUCUGCCUGGCCAAUGAGAAGUUUGGUUUCCAGAGCGUCUGGACCAAUCAGGGUGCAGGCUGCCGUUGUGGAUCCCGCCCUUCUCCCCCGGGUCUGCAGUACCGUUGGUUUUGCUCUAGAGAUCCGACGCGGUGAGACUGCUGAGCGGGGCAGCGCCAGAGUAUGUAUCCCGACAGUUAAAAGUAUUUUUUACGUGCUGUAUUAACUGUAUUGUGGAUAAACUCUUUUGUAAAUAGAUUUUAUGUUGAUUGUCCAGCUUUUGUGCUGGAAAUUAUUUAUUAAAUGAAUACAAACUGAACUUCAGUUUUUUACCGUUAGAGCCGUUAGGAAUCGUUGGCUCUUUCUGGCAGUUAUUUCAGCUUGUUCUUCGUAGAUAAAAGUGCCCCACGCAUCCGGAUUGAGACCCACUAUACGGUUGUCUGAAGUGUGUCGCACUGAGAUCGGUGAGCAUAUUCGGAGCCUUUUAUUUGUGUUUUUGUCGUUUGUUACAUUGUUGUUAAAAAAAUAUCCGUUGUUUUAGUAACUAGGUAAUGUUUUGUUACUGUGUUGGAAAGAAGGAUUAAAGCUAGAACGGCUUGGUAAAGUCCUGUAUUUCUGCUGGUCCUGUCUGUUGACAGGUCAGGUUUUUUUUUAUACUGGAUCAUUCCUGAAGUGGAUCCCUCCUUUGAUAUUGAUGGCGAGCCUUCCCACCUGGACCUAAAGAGAGAACCAGAUUUCGUCUACCCCAUUUGGAGUCAUGCUGCACCCUGCAGUGUGGUAGGAGAGCAACAUACAUCUUCACACACGGUUAUGUGUGAAACCUACAACUGACAUUCUCCAUUAUUAUUGUUUUUUUUAUUUAUUGAUUUUUGGACAAUACUGUUUGGAUUGUUUUAUUUCGGACAUUGUGACGCACAGCUGUGGUGGAAAUUCUCCUGUGAAUGAAGUUGAAUCAAACCAAAUUGGGAUUAAUUUGAUUAAUCUGCUGACUAAUACAAUUUGGAGUGCAGAUUACCAGGGUGCACCCGAAUUAUUUGAAAUUAAGAAUUAGCACUUGGCCAAGUAUUAUUGUUAUUUCUUUUUUUUUCAUUUUAUUGUGUGUAAUUUUAUUUUCAUAAUUGUGUGUUUUGUGCAACUGUUAAUUGUGUGUUUUCUGUCACUAAAACCAGUUCUUUAAAUACA